GGGAGUUGAAGAGUUUUGUGUAGCCCCAGAUAAGGGCACAGGAGAGGAAAAUAACGGAGAGGAAAAUAACGGAAAGAAUAAUAACUUAGAGGAUAGGGAACUGGACCGAGGACUGUUAUCUUUUUUAAAAUUUGGCCGCUGAUUUGACAGGAAAUGUAAUGCGCAUUUUGGUCAAUUCCUACUAAACUGGACAUCAGGUACAAAUGUAUUUGCUGGUGCACAUUUAACGUUACCUGUGUUCCAUUUAUUUUAAUACAAACUCAAAUUUAGCAUAAUAGAUUGUUAACUAUACCACAAAUUAGAAUGUUCUUUUAGAGUGUAGUUCAAAAUGCUUCAUAUAACUAACUAUUCUAGAUAUGCAAUGCAAAAACGUCUUAUUCGGUCAAUGUGCCAAUAUUAUUAUAGGGUAGCUAUUCCUCGAAAGAAAUAAGCCUACUGUGGAAUAAUUCGCCUAUUUUUGCUUCAUAAUUGAAAGUAAAAUCGAGAAAGGAAUCUGAAAAAUUGCCAUUUCGUCUCGGAGCUGGGGGGAGAAAGGGAACGUGAGGCUGCUGCUGGACAUUGGACGGGGAGGGGACACCACUGCAUCUCUCUCUCUCUCUGUCUGUUUCCGUGGAGAGCAGGGGGGUGGGAUUGAACCGCAAGAAACACAUCAUGCAACACAAUGGUAACGGAGAAGAGAGGCAGUCAGCCAACCAAUCCGAGCCUCAGCUCCAGGGGACCCCUAGUGGAAGCAUUCUACACAUCCCAGGCAGGGACACCCUUAGCGACCCCACACUCUUCCAACUGCCUGCCCAGUCAAAACUGGAGUUCAAACGCAACGCAGUCACAGAGGACUACAAAAUAACAACUCAAGUACUAGGACUGGGUAUCAGUGGGAAGGUGAUGGAAUGCUACUGCAAGAAGACAGGGGAGAAGUGUGCCCUCAAGAUUCUGUAUGAUUGUCCUAAGGCGCGGCGGGAGGUAGAGCUGCAUUGGAGAGUGUCAGGGGGCCCAUACAUCGUUCACAUCCUCAGCCUUUAUGAGAACAUGCACCAGGGGAAGAAAUGCCUGCUUAUCAUCAUGGAGUGUAUGGAAGGAGGAGAGCUGUUCAGUCACAUUCAGGCCAGAGGGGACCAGGCAUUCACAGAGAGAGAGGCUGCGGAGAUCAUGAGGGACAUAGGCACGGCCAUCGAGUACCUCCACCACAUGGACAUAGCUCACAGAGAUGUCAAGCCUGAAAAUCUGCUGUACACCACCAAGGAGACCAAUUGCGUUCUGAAACUAACUGACUUUGGCUUUGCCAAGGAGACCACCCUCCACAACUCCCUCCAGACACCCUGUUACACCCCCUACUAUGUUGCCCCCGAGGUGCUUGGUCCAGAGAAGUAUGACAAGUCAUGUGACAUGUGGUCUCUGGGCGUGAUCAUGUACAUCCUGCUAUGUGGGUUCCCUCCGUUCUACUCUAACACUGGCCAGGCCAUCUCUCCAGGGAUGAAGCAGAGGAUCAGGAUGGGCCAGUACAAGUUCCCCAACCCUGAGUGGGCGGAAGUGUCUGAGGAAGCCAAACAGCUGAUCAACCAGCUGCUGAAGACAGACCCUAACGAGAGGAUGACCAUCGGGCACUUCAUGAACCACCCUUGGAUCAAUCAGUCGAUGGUGGUCCCUCCGACUCCUCUGCACACGUCCCGUGUUCUGACAGAGGACAGAGAACUGUGGGACGAUGUCAAGGAAGAGAUGACCAGUGCCCUGGCCACCAUGCGUGUAGACUACGACCAGGUGAAGAUCAAAGACCUGGACACGUCCAACAACCCGCUGCUCAACAAGAGACGCAAUAGACCUGGUGCUGGGCAGGCUGAGGGAGAGGGGGGAGGAGGGGGAGGUGGUGGGGGAGGAGGGGGUGAAGGAGUAGUCGGAGCAAUGGUUUGUAACAGCCAGUGAGAGUUUGAGGGAAGGGAGAGGGGGUGUUAUAUUAAGGACAUUAUUUGGACCAAUAUUCACCAGGGCCCUGAUCACAAGUUGUUUUUCGGGAAUUAAUCAGAUCUUGUGGUCAGGAAAACUAUUCUCGUUAUUGGUCAAAAUAAGUGUUUAAUUGGACCACACCAAGAUUGAGAUGGCAGCAAUUUGCCCUCUGUUGGCAGUAAUCAGAAAGAUAAGGCUCUUCUCUGUCUUUUACUUGUUCUGUCACCAGCACAUACGAGUUUCCAGCUCAGUUAAAUCAGACUGAUCUAUAAUAUAAUUGCUUUUGUUUUGAAGAUGUCAUGUUUAUUUACUGCUAUUAUUUUCAUGAAAUAAAUGUUUGUUUCUAA
Messenger RNA from Oncorhynchus gorbuscha (pink salmon), 2285 nucleotides. RefSeq names its product MAP kinase-activated protein kinase 2-like. The record is from RefSeq and is a predicted model, not a curated record. Gene Ontology annotation, molecular function: calcium/calmodulin-dependent protein kinase activity; calmodulin binding; ATP binding. The coding region runs from base 652 to 1917 and encodes 421 amino acids. NCBI's taxonomy places the organism in Eukaryota, Metazoa, Chordata, Actinopteri, Salmoniformes, Salmonidae. The transcript has 10 exons. Gene Ontology annotation, cellular component: nucleus; cytoplasm. Gene Ontology annotation, biological process: protein autophosphorylation; toll-like receptor signaling pathway; peptidyl-serine phosphorylation.